GAGGUCAAGAUGGAGGCCGAGGAGCACCUCGCCCGCGAAUACGUGCAGGAGUUUGUCCUCGACCACCUGGCGGACCCACCCCCGGGGGAGGUGAAGCGCGAGGCGGCCGAGCAACGUGCUCCCCCCCUGAAGGCACCCGUUCCGGCUGCCCUGCUCGCGCGCGUACACGCCACCCCUACGACUAACAACAACAACAACAACAACAAUAGUAGUAGCAACAACAACAAUAAUGUCGUGGUGGAGGUGCCGAGCAAGGAUCAGGGGGUGUCGCCCGCGACGGGGGUCGAGUCGGGGAACGCGGGGACGCCGUUGGGGCCGCAGCAGCACUUGGGGCCCCUGACGCCUCCGGCCCACGAGCUCGAGCAGCAUCAAUUGCCCAUGUAUGGCCAGCCGGUGCCCCUUCAGCACGUGGUCGAGGCGGGUGUCCUCGUCAAGUUGCCCUUUGCAACUGGGGGGGCCCCGGGUCUCACGAGCCUCUCGCACCCGGGCACGCCACCCGACACGCCACCGGUGUCCGCCUCGCCGCCCACCCUCCAGCACCUCCAGCGCAUGCACCUCGAGCAGAUACACCACCAGCAACCGCCCCUCCACCCGCACCACCAGCUGCAUCAACAACAACAACAACAACAACAACAACAACAACACCACCACCAGCAGCAACAACAACACCAGCAGCAACAGCAGCAGGCCCCCGAGUCGGUUAUGCUCGACACGGGGAUGCCCUGGUUGACGCAGAGCUUGAGACAGGAGCCGCUGGAUUUGAGGCCUCACUGUCCCCCGGAGCCGAGCUCCGAGUCUGAACUCGAGGCCCAGGAGCACUGGCCGGCCCACCACUUGCCCGACCUCGUGCAGCACCACCAUCAUCCCCAUCACCACCACCACCAUCACCACCAUCCACCCCAUCAUCAUCACGGGGGACACUUGGCCGCCGGUGGUGGAGCCGGCAGGCACUCGAGGCACGCCGGGGGUUACAUAAUAGGCGGUCACAUCGAGUACUAUGCGAGCAACGGCGGGUCCAGUCCAAACGGUGGUAUAAUGCCGAUGCAGCUGGACGAGAACCUGCAGCAGCUACCGAUGCAGCACCCCCACCAGCAACCCCAACCCCAACAACAGCAGCAGCAGCAGCAGCAGCAUCUCCAUCACCCGAUCAGGCCACUGAGCAUCUGCUCGACGAGCUCGUGCGGACCUCCCGGCAUGCGACCCAGCCCCGAUCCGCCGGGCAGCCACGACAGUCUCCUCGACGACGACAUCCUCAUGUCCCUCACCGUGCGCGAGCUCAACAAGAGGCUCCAGGGCUGCACUCGCGAAGAGGCUUGGAAGAUCGUCCGGCUGAAACAAAAGCGGCGCACGCUCAAGAACCGGGGCUACGCCCAGAACUGCCGGACCAAGCGGGUCCAGCAGCGCCACGAGCUCGAGCUGACGAACCGCAACCUCCAGCACGAGCUCGACCUCCUCAAGGUCGACAUGGCGCGCGUCCAGCAGGAACUGGACCUCUACAAGCACCGUUACGAGGCCCUCGUCCGGAUACGACAGCCCCAGCAGCAACAACCACCACCCCCACCGCCACCGGCGCCAAGCCACCACCACCACCACCACCAGCAGCAGCAGCAGCCGGCCAGUCCCGAGGUCUACCUGUGA
This is a messenger RNA of Copidosoma floridanum, 1638 nucleotides long. It is a transcript of the gene tj, whose product is annotated as Maf family bZIP transcription factor traffic jam. Gene Ontology annotation, molecular function: DNA-binding transcription factor activity, RNA polymerase II-specific; RNA polymerase II cis-regulatory region sequence-specific DNA binding. Gene Ontology annotation, cellular component: nucleus. The record is from RefSeq and is a predicted model, not a curated record. Lineage: Eukaryota; Metazoa; Arthropoda; Insecta; Hymenoptera; Encyrtidae. Gene Ontology annotation, biological process: regulation of transcription by RNA polymerase II.